Messenger RNA from Priapulus caudatus, 573 nucleotides. Its product is annotated as lysophospholipase-like protein 1. Gene Ontology annotation, cellular component: cytoplasm. Gene Ontology annotation, biological process: protein depalmitoylation. The record is from RefSeq and is a predicted model, not a curated record. The coding region runs from base 1 to 573 and encodes 190 amino acids. Gene Ontology annotation, molecular function: carboxylic ester hydrolase activity; palmitoyl-(protein) hydrolase activity. NCBI's taxonomy places the organism in Eukaryota, Metazoa, Priapulida, Priapulimorpha, Priapulimorphida, Priapulidae. The transcript is spliced from 5 exons.
AUGGGGAAACCAAGUAAGCGAGACGAGCCUCACCACGCCGUACACGGCCACGUCACCCCGGGCCUGCUCGCGUCGCUCGACAUACCUUUCCAGCCGCUCCCCGACUACCACGAGGGCGCGGUGCAGGCGCUCGAAAUGGCACGCAAGCACAUGAUCAGGCGGAAGGAAAUGACCAAGUACCUCUUUGUCGCGAGCUUGACGGGUUGUGUCAUCUUUCUGCAUGGAGUUUGUGGGGCUGGUCUUGGCAUGCACAAAGCAGUGGGGAAACUGCUCAGCAAUACGUUAAUCUUUUCACAUAUACGCGUGGUGUUUCCAACUGCACCAGUGGGGAAAUAUACACCAAUUGGCGCUACUAUACGGUCUGAAGACGAACGGAGUAUUGGUGAAUCAUCGAUCUUCCUCACACGGCUGAUAGAUGCACAGGUCACGGCAGGAAUACCUAAACAUCGCAUCAUCGUAGGUGGAUUCUCAAUGGGUGGCAGUAUGGCUAUGCAUUUGGCUUACUGUUACCAUCCUAACGUUGCCGGGGUGUUUUCACUGUCAAGCUUCCAUAGUAAUGAAUCUACGGUGUAA